Messenger RNA from Pungitius pungitius (ninespine stickleback), 1028 nucleotides. Its product is annotated as stonustoxin subunit beta-like. Bases 135 to 776 code for a protein of 213 amino acids. The transcript is spliced from 3 exons. Lineage: Eukaryota; Metazoa; Chordata; Actinopteri; Perciformes; Gasterosteidae. Gene Ontology annotation, molecular function: protein binding. The record is from RefSeq and is a predicted model, not a curated record.
CCUCCCACCUGAGAGAGCUGGACCUGAGCUACAACCAUCCAGGAGACUCAGGAGUGAAGCUGCUGUCUGAUGGACUUGAGGAUCCUCACUGGAGACUGGAGACUCUCAGGGUGGAGCCUGCUGGAGUCCGAUGGAUGACACCAGGUCUGAGGAAGUAUUCCUGUGAACUCACAAUCGACACAAACACAGUUCACAGAGAACUCAAACUGUCUCACAACAACAGGAAGGUGACACGUGUGGAGGAGGUUCAGUCACAUCCUGAUCAUCCAGACAGAUUUGACUACUGGUCUCAGCUGCUGUGUAGAACUGGUCUGACUGGUCGCUGUUACUGGGAGGUCGAGUGGAGAGGAUACGUUGAAGUAUCAGUGAGUUACAGAGGAAUCAAGAGGAAAGGAAACAGUAGAGACUGUUUGUUUGGAUACAAUGAUCAGUCCUGGAUUCUGAGAUGCUCUGAUGAAGGUUACUCUGUCCUUCACAAUAAGACAUUUACACACAUCAUCUCCUCCUCCUCCUCCUCCUCCUCCUCCUCCUCCUCCUCCUCCUCUGGUAGAGUAGCAGUGUAUGUGGACUGUCCUGCUGGCUCUCUGUCCUUCUACAGAGUCUCCUCUGACUCACUGAUCCACCUCCACACCUUCAGCACCACAUUUACUGAACCUCUUUAUCCUGGGUUUGGGUUUGGGUUCUGGUCCGGUUCUGGUUCCUCAGUGUCUUUGUGUCCUCUUCAAGACGGAGAGUCUCCUCCUGGUGGAGAACCUUCCUCUCUGCUCACCACAUAGUUCAGUCUGUACAGCUGAUGGAGGUCCAUGUGGGUGUAGGUGCAGGUGGAGCAGGUGAGGGGUACCUGAGCUGGUCUGGACUCUGGGGGUCCACAGCUCUCUGGGACUUGUGCUGUUGCAGAUGAACGUGUGAAAGAGCUCAGCGAGGUGUGUUUUAAUGUCUCUGUGCUCGAUGCCUCUGUGGAUGAAUCAAUAAUCAUCAUUUAGAUGUUGGCUCCUAAUUACAGUUUAAUCUUGAUCUUUAUGUGUCAC